AUGGCCGAUCCCGUCAUUAGUGCCACUAUUCAGGUUGCCUUGGAGACGGCAGUAUCUCUUGCCACUGACAGGAUUGGUAUGUUAGUUGGGUUCAAGAAGGAUGUGGCCAGCAUGACACGUACUCUCCGCUGGAUCAAUGCUUUCUUGGCUGAUGCUGAGGAAAGACAACAACACCAGGACCGGGUAGUGCAAGAAUGGUUGAAGAGUCUCGAGGAGGUGGCUUAUGAGGCGGACAAUGUGUUGGAUGAGCUCCACUAUGAAUCCCUUCGUCAACAGGUGGAGUCCCGAAACCGACACAAGCUCAAGGUAUGCUGCUUCUUCUCCUUCUCUAACAUUAAUCUUGCUUUUCGUUGGAGAAUGGCUUCUAAGGUCAGAGACAUCAAACUUAAGUUGAAUGGCAUCUAUCAAGACGCCCAUGGAUUGGGACUGGUCAGUAGGGAAGUCUUGACGGCUGCCCUCCCUGCUGCUCCUGCUGUUGGAGACACAAGAAAUCGGCAGACUGACUCUGUUGUCGCUCCAAUAAUUGGAAGAGCCGAUGAUGAAUCAAAUAUAGUGAAGAUAUUGUUGAGCCCGUCUAAGAAGGUUGUUUCUGUUCUUCCCAUAAUUGGUAUGGGAGGUCUAGGCAAAACAACUUUGGCUAAAUCGAUAUACAACAAGCAGCAAAUUGAUGCGCACUUUAACAAAAAGAUUUGGGUUUGUGUAUCGAAAAAAGUUCCAAUAGUUGAGCUUUUCAAACUCAUAUUAGUGCAAUUGACGGGAGAAAAGGUUGAAGUAGAUGAUAGGAAUGUCGUCGUUGGAAAAAUUGGGAAUCAACUAGGGGGAAAAAGAUAUUUCCUAGUGCUUGAUGAUGUGUGGGAUGAUGAUGAGGCGUUGUGGGAUGACUUUUUCACCACCUUGAAGGGGCUCAAUCCAACCAAUGGAAGUUGGUGUCUUGUCACUACUCGUUUAAGGAUGAUGGAAAAUGAAGCCUAUCCAUUAAGAAAACUACCUGAUGAUCAUUGUUGGUCUAUCCUAAAAGAAAAAGUAGUUGGAGGGGAAGAAGAAACUGAUGAACUAAAAGCAAUUAAAAAGAGAGUAAUCAAAAGAUGUGAUGGUCUACCAUUGGCUGCAAGUGUAAUUGGAGGUCUAUUAUCUUUAAAGAGAAAAGAGGAGUGGCAAUCAAUUUUGAAGAAUAGGCUUUUGAGUUUGAGUACAGGUGGAGAUCAUGUGAUGCAAAUACUUAAGUUUAGUUUUGAUAAUUUGCCAUCUCCAUACAUUAAGAAAUGUUUUGCAUAUUGUUCUAUAUUUCCUAAGGAUACUGAGAUGGAAGGAGAUAUGCUAAUUGAACUUUGGAUGGCAGAAGGUUUCCUCCAAGCAGAUCUCAACAGCCAAAUGAUGAUGGAGGAAAUUGGAAUGAAUUAUUUGAGAAUUUUAUUGCAGAGUUCGUUGUUGGAAGAAACAAGAAAUUAUCAGGGAACAUGUUAUAAGAUGCAUGAUCUGGUGCACGACCUUGCCGAGUCAAUGUCAAAGUCUACCAAAGUCAUUAUUGAUAGGGAUACACAUACAGUAGACAAUGGUGAUCAGAUUCGUUACCUUGCAACAGACUCAUUUGGUGGUGGAGAAGACAGAGAAAAAAUUUUGGAGAGUCUAUCAACUUCGCUUCAUACAUUGUUUGUAAAAGGUGACUUAUCUGGUGAUAUGUUAAUGAAGUUGAAGAACUUGUAUGUUUUGAAUUUGUCUCGUGCAAGAACUCGAGAGCUACCAGUCUCAAUUGGCAAACUGAUACAUUUGCGGUACGUUAACCUUGAGCGGUCUGCAAUCAGUAUUUUGCCAGACUCCCUUUGCAAGCUUUACAAUCUGCAGACAUUGAUGCUAAGUUAUUCAGAUGUUAAAGUUCUUCCGAAGGGGAUGUGCAAUUUGAUUAGCUUGAGACAUCUCCAUUAUAAUAAUAAUUAUAAAGAAUUUCAAAUGCCGCUAGAGAUGGGACGGCUGACUUGCCUUCAGACGCUAGAGUUCUUUAAAGUGGGUCGAGAGAAGGGUCGACGAAUUGGAGAGCUUGGAAGCUUGAAGAACCUCAAAGGCAAAUUGAGGAUACGCAAUCUGGAACUAGUAAAGGUUAAGAAAGAAGCUGAGGAAGCAAAACUAUCUGAAAAGGCAAAUCUAUUUGGGUUGGUACUUGAGUGGGCCUACGAUCGAGAAGGCGACGACUACAACGACGAAGAUGUGUUAGAUGGCCUUCGACCCCACCCAAAUUUGGAGGAGUUGGUAAUUUGGAAUUUUAUGGGCGAUCAAUUUCCUCGAUGGUUAAUGGAUUUGCCAACAACAACAACACUCCCUGAGUUUGCAACAACACUCCCCAAGUUAACGAGUUUGGCAUUUAAUUUCUGCCACAGAUGCAGAGAACUCCUUCCCCUGCAAAACUUUACGUCUCUUAAAGAGCUGGUGAUUUUUUGUUGCGAUGGGUUGACGAAUCUGCCAGGUGACAUGCUACACUCUUGUGCCUCUCUCCAGAAGCUUCGGGUGAGUUGGUGCUUCAAUCUUUUCUCCUUUCCGCUUGAUUUGCAACAAACACCUUCUCUCUUGAAGUUGAAAUUAUGGGUGUGUCCCAAACUGAAAACAAGCAUGACGCCCAAAGGAUUUGGUUUCCUAACCAGUUUAAGGGAGCUUGAAAUUGGUCCCUUCUCAGAUGAUGGUGAUGAUCAUGAAAAUUCUUCAAUUUACAAUGAGUUUGAUUGGUCUGGAUUGAUAUCCUCUUCCUCAUCCGCACUCCGUAAAUUAGAAUUAUAUGGGUUGCCACACAUGGAGUCCCUACCACAUCAGAUCCAAUACUUGACCACUCUGACGUCACUAUGUCUAUGGGACUUUGGAGGUAUAAAAGCUCUGCCAGAUUGGUUCGGAAACUUCGCUGCUCUUGAAGAACUAUAUUUAUAUGAUUUCAAAGAACUUCGACAUUUACCCUCUGAGGAUGCCAUCAGAAGUCUCACCAAACUAAAAGAUCUGGAGGUUUAUGGUUCUCCUAUGUUAAAAGAAAGAUGCACUCCUGAGAGCAGCGGCCCCGACUCCCAGUGGUCCAAAGUUUCUCACAUUCAAUACCUAGUCAUACGUGGUUAA
Messenger RNA from Coffea eugenioides, 3090 nucleotides. RefSeq names its product putative disease resistance protein RGA3. The record is from RefSeq and is a predicted model, not a curated record. Bases 1 to 3090 code for a protein of 1029 amino acids. Gene Ontology annotation, molecular function: ADP binding. The transcript has a single exon. Lineage: Eukaryota; Viridiplantae; Streptophyta; Magnoliopsida; Gentianales; Rubiaceae. Gene Ontology annotation, biological process: defense response to other organism.